Messenger RNA from Acipenser ruthenus (sterlet), 2043 nucleotides. RefSeq names its product craniofacial development protein 1-like. The transcript has 7 exons. The coding region runs from base 476 to 1360 and encodes 294 amino acids. The record is from RefSeq and is a predicted model, not a curated record. Lineage: Eukaryota; Metazoa; Chordata; Actinopteri; Acipenseriformes; Acipenseridae.
GUUUUACCCAGGCAGAUAGUUGUGUUGUGUUUGGUGUCACGUACGGUUAUUCUACAGGAUUGCAUACUAUAUAUCACUCAAUGUAAAAAUAACAAAUUACAUAAUAAUAAAAAAAACUACUUGAAAUAAAUAUUCAGAGUAGUUUUGUCGCCGUUUCCAACUCUUUCGUUGGUUGCGGCUUGUUUGUGCCAGCGAGGCCGCCGUAGCAGGAGGACUGAUUUUGAGAGUGGAGCCGCAUUGUGUGUGUGUGUGUGUGUGUGUGUGUGUCUGUGUGUGUCUGUGUGUGUCUGUGUGUGUGUGUGUGUGUGUGUGUGUGUGUGUGUGUGUGUCUGUGUGUGUGUGUGUGUGUGUGUGUGUGUCUGUGUGUGUGUGUGUGUGUGUGUGUGUGUGUGUGUGUGGGUGUGUGCGGGGGUUUGUUGUCUGGAAACGCUGUGGAAAAGCGGGUUUUUACAUUAAAACAAAAACAACAACAAGCAUGAACCUCAACCUGUCAGAUUACGACUCCGACAAUUAUUCUUCAGAUGAAGACGCAGACUACGUUCCUUCUGAUGAAGACUACAGUGAAGACGAUGUCAACGAGUUGGUGAAAGAAGAUGAUCUAGACAGAGGACAGGAAAACACCCAAGAGAAGAAGAAGAAGAAAAGCAGCAAAGACAUCUCCGCAAGAAAGAGAAAGAAAGGAGGGCUGUCAUUAGAAGGAGAGAUCGAGAGGAGAGAUGAAGCCGACCAGGAGGAGAGUGAAGAGAAGGCUGAUCCGCUGAUAGAGAUAAAGGAGGACAAAGUAAAGAAGGCGUCUGAUGACCUUUGGGCCAGCUUCCUCAGUGACGUGGGGCAGAAACCCCAAACUGCGUCAGUGCAGCCACCCCCCCUGGCUACAGGAGCCAUCAAGUCACAAGGAGAAACAAAGGAAGCAGAGAAGCCAAAAGAGUCGUCCAAAGUCACCAUCACGAAAGUGUUUGAUUUUGCGGGAGAGGAGGUCCGGGUGACUAAGGAAGUGGACGCUGAUUCUAAAGAAGCCAAAUUCUUCCUGAAGAAACAGCAGGGAGAAGAGACGGAGCAGCAGAGUCCCCCCAGGCCAGAGUCAUCGGCAGAGCCCACAGCCUCCUCUGGGGGGAAGAGGCCGGCGGGCAUCGGCAGCAUCCUGAACCGGAUCGGAGGGAAGAAGCAGAAGAUGAGCACGCUGGAGAAGUCCAAGCUGGACUGGGACUCCUUCAAGAACGAGGAGGGCAUCGGAGAGGAGCUGGCCACCCACAACCGGGGCAAAGAGGGGUACGUGGAGAGGAAAGCUUUCCUGGAGCGGGUGGAUCAUCGGCGGUUUGAACUUGAGAAAAGCCUCCGGCUCAGUAACAUGAAGCGAUGACAGUGCGACCCUCUCCUCCAGCUUCAUGAUGCGAUGACAGUGCGACCCUCUCCUCCAGCUUCAUGAAGCGAUGACAGUGUGACCCUCUCCUCCAGCUCAGCAACAUGAAGUGAUGACAGUGCGACCCUCUCCUCCAGCUUCAUGAAGCGAUGACAGCGUGACCCUCUCCUCCAGCUUCAUGAAGCGAUGACAGCGCGACCCUCUCCUCCAGCUCCGUAAUAUGAAGCGAUGACAGCGUGACCCUCUCCUCCAGCUCAGCAACAUGAAGCGAUGACAGCGUGACCCUCUCCUCCAGCUUCAUGAAGUGAUGACAGCGCGACCCUCUCCUCCAGCUCCGUAAUAUGAAGCGAUGACAGCGUGACCCUCUCCUCCAGCUCAGUAACAUGAAGCGAUGACAGCGUGACCCUCUCCUCCAGCUUCAUGAAGCGAUGACAGCGUGACCCUCUCCUCCAGCUUCAUGAAGCGAUGACAGUGCGACCCUGACAGUGAAGAACCCCCUCCCCCUCGUCUUUGACACUACUUUACCCUUUAGAGCUCAUUUUGUUUUCAGAGUUCCCCAUCUCUUUACUGAUUGUAAUAGUGUAUUGUCAUAGUGCACAUUCCACUUUCAUUUUAUUUUAUUUAUUUAUUUCAUAUGGAUAAUGUCACUGCAUAUUGCUAAAUAAAGCACUUCUUCGAUUUAA